Peronospora belbahrii is the source of this 2973-nucleotide messenger RNA. NCBI's taxonomy places the organism in Eukaryota, Oomycota, Peronosporomycetes, Peronosporales, Peronosporaceae. The record is from the annotation of a GenBank genome assembly.
AUGCGUCGUGUGGCUCUCGUACGUGCUAUGACCACGUCGGUUAAUAGCUCAUCCUACGCUUCAUCCGACACGUUCUUGCACCGUCAUUUAGGUGUCUCAUCUGAGAAGGAUCGUCAAGCUAUGUUGACUACUGUGGGUUUUGAUACUAUUGAAGCUCUUGUGGCUGCUACCGUACCUAAAGAAAUUCGUUUGACGAAAUCAUUAGACUUACCACCACCUCUUAGUGAGAGUGAAGCCCUAGCUAAACUCAAGGCAAUAGCAGCGAAGAAUCAGACGCUUAAAUCAUUUAUUGGGAUGGGAUUCAAUGACACAUUGACACCUGCUCCUAUCCUACGUCAUAUUCUAGAAAAUCCAGGAUGGUACACAUCCUAUACGCCGUAUCAGGCUGAGGUAUCUCAAGGUCGGCUUAAAAUGCUGCUUAAUUUCCAGACCAUGAUCAUGGACCUUACAGGCCUCGAGUACGCUAAUGCGUCACUACUGGAUGAAGCCACAGCUGCUGCGGAGGCGAUGGCGUUGGCUCAUGGCAACUUUAAUGGUAAGCGCACCAAGUUUUUUGUAGACCAAGAUGCCCAUCCGCAGACCAUUGGCAUGAUGCACACGCGUGCUAAGAAUGUGGGCAUUGAGCUCGUUGUCGGCAAUCCCAAGACCGAUCUUGAUCUGCACGACGAAGAAUACAGCGGAGUGUUGCUGCAGUAUCCGACGACGUUCGGUGCAGUCAACGACUACCGUGAUUUUGUGGACGAAGCACACAAGUCCAAACUUGUUGUGGCUGUUGCCACGGACCCUUUAAGUUUGACAAAGCUGACGCCGCCUGGAGAGUGGGGUGCGGAUAUUGCUCUAGGCUCAGCACAACGCUUUGGUGUACCUAUGAUGUUUGGCGGCCCGCACGCUGCUUUUUUGGCCACAACCAAGAAGUAUCACCGCAAAAUGCCUGGCCGUAUUAUCGGCGUAUCGGUCGACUCCCAUGGCGAGCCUGCUGUACGUAUGGCCAUGCAGACUCGCGAGCAGCAUAUCCGUCGUGAUAAGGCUACUAGCAACAUUUGCACGGCGCAGGCUCUGCUUGCUAACAUGGCAGCUGCUUAUGCUGUCUACCACGGCCCUGAGGGUCUACAUGCUAUCGCAACUCGUGCCAACUUGUAUGCUGCGACGCUGGCUGCUGGACUAGAGAAGUUUGCGCCGAAGUGCCAGUUGCUGAACGAAGCGUUCUUCGACACUCUGGAGGUUGACGUGUCCCAGUCUGGCAAGUCGGCGGCUGACGUGGCCGUUGACGCAACGAAGCGCGGUGUGAACGUGCGUGUGAUUGACGACAAGCGUGUGGGUGUUUCCAUGGGCGAAAGCGUCGACCUGAAGGAUCUGCAAAAGCUGCUUCUAGCGUUCGGCGCAGCUGAGAGCGGCGUACCUAUGGAUCUGAGUGAGGCUCUCGGUGCCCGUGCGAAAGAAAUUCAGGCAAGAAGUAUUCCAGAUGGAUUGCGUCGCACGACGCCAUACCUCGAACAUAGCGUCUUCCACAAAUACCGCUCGGAGACGGAGCUCACCCGCUAUUUGAAGCAACUUGAGGAUAAGGAUUUGGCCCUCAACCGCUCCAUGAUCUCGUUGGGAAGCUGUACCAUGAAGCUCAAUGCUGUGUCUGAGCUGGCCCCCAUUUCAUGGCCCGAGUUCACUAACGUGCAUCCAUUUGUGCCUGAGGACCAGAGCGCUGGUUAUCGCGAGCUCAUUGAGUCGCUGAACCACUCGCUUGCCGUCAUAACGGGCUUUAGUGCCGUGUCAACGCAACCGCAGAGCGGCGCCCAGGGUGAGUACGCUGGUCUUCUGACAAUUCGGAACUACCAGCGGUCGAUUGGUCAGGGACAUCGCAAUGUCUGUCUGAUCCCAGUGUCGGCCCACGGCACAAACCCUGCCAGUGCUGUUAUGGCUGGCAUGAAGGUUGUGGUUGUGAAGUCGGAUGAGAAUGGUAACAUAGAUCGUGAGGACUUGGCUGCUAAGGCUGCGCAGCACUCGGACAAUCUGAGCGCCUUCAUGAUCACGUACCCUUCGACGUUUGGUGUGUUUGAACCGGGUAUCAAGGAUAUGGUAAAUCUCAUUCACUCGCACGGUGCUCAGGUUUACAUGGAUGGCGCUAACAUGAACGCCCAGGUAGCCCUGUGCAACCCGGGCGACAUUGGGGCUGACGUGUGCCACUUAAACCUGCACAAGACAUUUUGUAUCCCUCACGGUGGUGGUGGCCCUGGCGUGGGUUCCAUCGGUGUAGCUGCCCAUCUGGCGCCGUUUCUGCCAGGACAUUCGGUGGUGCCUACUGGCGGCGAGGGCAAGCAUACAGUGAAGAAAACAGAAUCGGCUGUCAGCGGAUCCCCCUUCGGUAGUGCUGGUAUUUUGCCAAUUCCUUGGAUGUACAUUAACAUGCUGGGCGAGGAUGGUCUGAAGCAAGCGACGUCUAUAGCCAUUUUGAAUGCCAAUUACAUGGCAAAGAAGUUGGAGAAUCACUACGAGGUGGUUUUCCGCAGUGUUAAUGGUACAUGUGCGCACGAGUUCAUCAUCGACAUACGCCCGUUCAAGGACUUUGGCAUUGUGGAGGAAGAUGUGGCGAAGCGGCUGCAAGACUUUGGCUUUCACAGCCCCACCAUGUCGUGGCCUGUGUCUGGAACACUUAUGAUCGAGCCUACGGAAAGUGAGAGUAAGGCUGAGAUGGACCGCUUUUGCGAAGCCUUAGCGAUCAUUCGGCGCGAAAUUGAGGACGUCAUCACAGGUGCAAUUGCUGUGGACGAUUCUCCGCUUAAGCACGCACCACACACGGUGGACCAGGUCGCGGCUGGUGUUUGGGAUCGUAAGUACUCGCGGGAGCAGGGGGCAUUCCCUGCCCCGUGGCACCUGGGAGGCAAGAACAAGACCUACUGGCCGUCAGUGGGCCGUGUCGAUAAUGUGCAUGGUGACCGCAACCUCAUGUGCAGUUGUCCACCGCUAUCAGACUACGAGUAA